Papilio polytes (common Mormon) is the source of this 927-nucleotide messenger RNA. Its product is annotated as organic cation transporter protein-like. Gene Ontology annotation, cellular component: membrane. The record is from RefSeq and is a predicted model, not a curated record. The transcript is spliced from 3 exons. The annotation marks the transcript as partial. Gene Ontology annotation, biological process: transmembrane transport. Lineage: Eukaryota; Metazoa; Arthropoda; Insecta; Lepidoptera; Papilionidae. Gene Ontology annotation, molecular function: transmembrane transporter activity.
AUGCAGUGCUGGAUUGAUGGUGUCGACACCAACGAGACAGUGGCAGCUUGGAACUCCACGGAGGUACUGGCCGCAAUUCCAAAGACGUUAGAAGGAAAAUUACACAAUUGCUAUCUCUACAAUGAAUACAACGAAACGGAGAAAUGUUCCAAAUGGGUCUUCGACACAAGGUAUAGGACGUCGUCGCGAGCUAUCGAGUGGAGUUUCGUUUGCGACCAGCGAUGGAUGGGUGCAAUCACGCAAAUGGUUUACAUGUUGGGCGUAUUCACCGGAGCUGUUGUGCUGGGAGGCAUGGCGGAUAAAUAUGGGAGAAAAACAAUAUUCUGCUGGUCGGGAGUGCUACAAUUAAUCUUCGGUGUAUUAGCUGCGUUUAUACCUGAAUAUUGGUCGUUCUUACUUACACAAUACCUUUACGCAAUAUUUGGUUCUGCCGAUGAUAGACAGCUUUUGCAAAUCGUUUACGGACUACACGGUCUCCUUUUGAUACCGCACAUAUGGAUAAUGGAUGAAUCUCCUCGUUGGUUGUGGGCCCAAGGUCGAGCGAAAGAAGCUGUUGAUAUAAUACAAAGAGGUCUUAAAUGUAAUAAAUCUGAAGAAAUAUUGGAUAAAGCUCGAUUGGUAUCGAUAGGUAAAGUAGAAAAAUCAAAAGAUGAAGACGACGCACCACCUGCUACUACGUUAGAUUUAUUCAAAACACCAAAUUUAAGGAUCAAAACCCUUAACGUUUGUUUAUGUUGGUUUGCAAACUCACUUGUGUAUUAUGGCUUAACUCUUAGCACUGGUAAAAUGGAAGGAAAUCCUUAUUUAAUAACAGCUAUUUUUGGUUUUGUAGAAUUGCCGAGCUACGCUGCCGUGAUUUAUUUCCUGGAUAUAUGGGGUAGAAGGCCUUUAAUUAGUUCUAUGAUGUUGAUUGGCGGUGCCGCGUGU